This is a messenger RNA of Lentinula edodes (shiitake mushroom), 735 nucleotides long. RefSeq names its product V-snare-domain-containing protein. The transcript is spliced from 4 exons. The record is from RefSeq and is a predicted model, not a curated record. Gene Ontology annotation, molecular function: SNARE binding; SNAP receptor activity. NCBI's taxonomy places the organism in Eukaryota, Fungi, Basidiomycota, Agaricomycetes, Agaricales, Omphalotaceae. Gene Ontology annotation, cellular component: Golgi apparatus; ER to Golgi transport vesicle membrane; late endosome membrane. Gene Ontology annotation, biological process: vesicle fusion; endoplasmic reticulum to Golgi vesicle-mediated transport. The coding region runs from base 1 to 735 and encodes 244 amino acids.
AUGAACUCGCUGUACACCUCAGGCGUUCGUCAGACAAACUCAAUACUAGCUGAUCUCGAGCGGCUACGCAGUGGCGACAAUUCUGCAUCGUUGCUUGGGCAGAUUUCAGCUUCAUUAGCUGCUAUGCACCGAACUAUAGAUGAUUACGACUCAAUGGCAAAACGCGAAAUGAUAAAAGCCAAGCAAGAAAAAGCACAAAUGCGCGUACAAAAAUUCAGAACAGAUUAUACAGAAAUGAGGAACCAGUUUGAGAGGUUAAAGGCAGAAGUCACGGCAGAGGUGAAAGCUGCUCAGAGAGUCGAGCUCAUUACAUCUGCAAGCCUGGCAUCACCUUCCGCAAAUGCCAGACAACGUUUUCAAACAACAUACUCUCAGAGCAACACCCUUCACCCAGAGCUUGUAUCCGAGUCUCCGUUCAGAGGCCCUUCACCGCAGCCUGGCUUUAGUCUACGUGAUCAACACGCGUUGAACGAACACUCCUUCAUACAGCAAACAGAGUCACGGCUCGACGAGUUUCUCCUGCAAGGCAGAGAAGUGCUGGACAACCUCAGGGAUCAGCGGAGUAUUCUUAAAGGAACACAAAGACGGCUGCUGGAUACUGCAAAUACGUUGGGCUUGAGUCGGAAUGUAAUUGGAUGGAUUGAGAAACGAAGCACACAGGACAUGUAUAUCUUCUUUGGAGGCGCGAUUUUGACAUUUUUCUCCUUCUUCAUGAUAUGGAAAUAUCUAGGUUGA